UAUCAAUAUAACUUUUACUGUGUUCCCUUUUGUAGUUCGUGUCGUGUGUAUUGAAAAUGUUACUGUGACAGUGAAAAAUGUAUACGUUGUUGUAUUUUGUUUUAAUUCUGGCUUCGGCUGCAGCCCAAAAUAGUACAUUUGCAUUGAAUAUACUGCACUAUAAUGAUUUUCAUGCUAGAUUCGUAGAAACCAGCCCAAGCGGAACCAUCUGUAAUCCAUCAGUGGCACCAUGUGUUGGAGGUUUCGCUCGCCUCACCACGAUGGUGCGGGACUGCAUAGAGAAGGAACCCUCGUCUUUACUCCUGAAUGGAGGAGAUUCCUUCCAAGGCACCAUCUGGUAUAACCUGUUGAGAUGGAACGUCACUCAGGACUUCAUGAAUAUGCUGCCUCAUGAUGCCCAUGUUUUAGGUAACCACGAAUUCGACAACGGCAUUGAAGGAGUAGUGCCAUAUUUGGAACACCUGAAAUCUUCUGUGGUCACAGCCAACAUAAUAGAUGACGAAGAACCUACCAUCCAGGGGUUGUAUGAACCAAGCAUCGUCAUUGAGAGGAACGGCCGCAGGAUUGGGAUCAUUGGUGUCAUCAUAGCUUCGACAAACGAACUGGCCUCGACUGGUAGACUUCAGUUCACUGAUGAGGUCGAGACUGUCAAGCGAGAAGCUGAAAAACUGAACGAACAAGGAGUGAACAUAAUCAUAGUUUUGUCACAUUGUGGUCUUGAUAUAGACAGAGAAAUAGCACAGCACGCCGGCCCUUACAUCGACAUAAUAGUCGGUGGUCACAGCCACACCUUGCUGUACAAUGGAGACCCGCCAGACACCAGUGGGUUCAUCCCUCAGGAUUCUUACCCGGUGGUCGUGGAGCAAGAAACUAGAUCUGUUUUAAUAGUGCAAGCUGCCGCACACACACUAUACUUGGGCGAGAUAAAAUUGUUCUUCGAUGAUGACGGAAAUCUCCUCGAUUGGGAAGGCAACCCACAUUAUAUCGGACAUGAUAUAGUGCAAGCUCCAGAUGUGCUUGAGAAGAUAAGCUAUUACUUACCCAUGGUGGAAGAGGCAGCUAAUGAAGAGAUUGGCGACUCCAUGGUCCACAUGUCAUCGAGCUGCAGUUGCAAAGAAUGUAACCUGGGAAAUUUUAUUUGCGAUGCUUUCAUGCAUUCAGCUUUAAGCAGAGCUGAAGGGGACAACUGGCAUGACGCUCACUUCUGCGUCACGAACACGGGCGGCAUCCGCGCUGAUAUUGAGCCUGGAAAAAUAACAUUCGAAUCGGUGAUUUUAUCGACUCCGUUUGAGAACAACGUUGAAGUAUUUGAGCUAAGAGGAGAUCACAUCAUCGAGAUGCUAGAGUUUGCAGUGGCCAACGAUCCUUUUAACGGAGCCAGGAUGCUGCAGGUUUCAGGGCUGCGUCCGAUAUUAGACGGCUCUCGCCCUGUAUACAAUAGGGUUGUCAACGUCACCGUGCGCUGCAUCGAGUGUGAAGUGCCUCGCUACGAGCCUCUACAGCUUGACAGGUGGUACAGGGUGGUGUCCCAGACGUUUAUUGCGAACGGCGGCGAUGGAUUUACUAUGAUAUCUGAGAACAGAAGGAACGUCGACGUGCUAGGAGUGGACUAUGACGUGCUCAUGCAGUACAUCAGGCAACAGUCGCCAGUGUUCUCAGAAGUAGAUGGAAGGAUCAGCAUUGAAAACGCUUGCAGCGACUGAAAACUGAAGGAACUUUUUAAAUAAAAUGAUGUUUUAAUUGAC
Ostrinia furnacalis (Asian corn borer) is the source of this 1745-nucleotide messenger RNA. RefSeq names its product apyrase-like. Gene Ontology annotation, biological process: AMP catabolic process. The record is from RefSeq and is a predicted model, not a curated record. NCBI's taxonomy places the organism in Eukaryota, Metazoa, Arthropoda, Insecta, Lepidoptera, Crambidae. The coding region runs from base 78 to 1703 and encodes 541 amino acids. Gene Ontology annotation, cellular component: plasma membrane. The transcript has 11 exons. Gene Ontology annotation, molecular function: metal ion binding; 5'-nucleotidase activity; nucleotide binding.